This is a messenger RNA of Pongo pygmaeus (Bornean orangutan), 951 nucleotides long. It is a transcript of the gene PIGBOS1, whose product is annotated as PIGB opposite strand 1. Bases 340 to 504 code for a protein of 54 amino acids. The transcript is spliced from 2 exons. Lineage: Eukaryota; Metazoa; Chordata; Mammalia; Primates; Hominidae. The record is from RefSeq and is a predicted model, not a curated record.
ACUUCGUAGCUCCCACCCGACACGGUGGCCCCCUUGCGGUUUCCUUUCGCCGUUUCCGAAUAGAGGGAUUGCUACUCGCCUUGGCUUGGCGGUCUCUGUGCUCGUGGGUCCGAAAACUGCCGGAAGGAGCCCGGUUUCUGGAGGGGAGCAGGCGGUGGCGAGUUUAGCGACGUAGAGCAGGCUCAGAACAGUCGGAGGUGCCUGAGUGGUUAUUAAAAACGGUAACGAUAAUUAUAGACGUCAGUGUUGGUGUUAACAUUUCAGAUUUGAAGAGAUUUCCUCGGUGUGGAGUGUGACUUUCCAAAACCACCUUUUCCUUGAGCUGUAUUUGUUGCAGCAAUGUUUAGGAGAUUGACUUUUGCACAGCUGCUUUUUGCCACUGUCCUUGGAAUUGCUGGAGGAGUAUAUAUUUUUCAACCAGUAUUUGAACAGUAUGCCAAAGAUCAGAAGGAAUUAAAAGAAAAGAUGCAGUUGGUACAAGAAUCAGAAGAGAAGAAAAGUUAAUACUACAUGGAGUUAGGCUGGGCGCAGUGGCUCACGCCUGUAAUCCCAGCACUUUGGGAGGCCGAGGCGGGUGGAUCAGAAGGUCAGGAGUUCAAGACCAGCCUGACCAACAUGGUGAAACCCUGUCUCUACUAAAAACACAAAAAUCAGCCAGGCUUGGUGGCAUGCGCCUGUAAUCCCAGCUACUCAGGAGGCUGAGGCAGGAGCAUCACUUGAACCUGGGAGGCAGAGGUGGCAGUGAGUCGAGAUCAUGCUGCUGCACUCCAGCCUGGGUGACAGAGCGAGACUCCAUCUAAAAACACAAAACACACAAAAGAAACAAAUACCUCAUGGAGAUGAACCAUAAUAAUUGCUUAAAGUUCCAUUUAAUUAUGUUAACUCUAAAUAAUCUAGCAAAAACAUAGAUGUACUUAAAAAUAAAUCAUGGAUAAUGAUUUUUUAACCUAA